AUGGACCGAAAUAAUAAUGGUGUGCCUUUUAUGCGCAAAUCUGAGCCUGAAACAAUGUACUUGCAAUUGCGAGUGGCCGAAGAAAAAAAUAAUGGCAGUAAAUUUGCAUAUUUUUUGGCUCUUUCGACUGCAUCAGCUGUACGAUCAAUCGCUCAUGCAUGUGCUCGUGGUCGCUUACGAUCAUGUGCAUGUGAUCCAUCAAAAAUCGGACCCAUCGAUUCAAAUCGUUCGUUAGUGUGGGCAAGUUGUAAUAUUGAUAGAGGCUCGGACAAUUUAAGAUAUGCUAGGAGGCUAUCAAAGAGAUUAAUCGAUCAGCAAUUCACAUGUUCCGACAAUAAUAGAGCGUUGCAAAUAUAUUUACACAAUAUUGCUGUUGGACGUUCCCGAGUUUCACUUCAAAUCAAAUGUCAAUGCAUAUCGGCAUUUGGAAGUUGUAAAAGUCAACGUUGCGAGGCUCGUGCAACACCGAUUGCAUUGAUAGGCAAUGCAAUCAUCGAAUCACUUUCAAAAACUAGGCGCAUUCGCCGAUCGAAUACCGUAUAUAAAUCACAUGCAAUUUGUCCGCCAAAACGUAACGAGCGACACAUGAGAAAUCGGUGUAUUAUCAACUAUUACAGACCAGUUCCACUAUGGUUAGCUGACUCGCGAGGUUGGAAAUUGGCACAAAUUGGUAUUAAACUCAAAGCAAUGCGAGCGUUAGGAAAAUUUUGA
This is a messenger RNA of Dracunculus medinensis (Guinea worm), 711 nucleotides long. The record is from the annotation of a GenBank genome assembly. Lineage: Eukaryota; Metazoa; Nematoda; Chromadorea; Rhabditida; Dracunculidae.